AUGAUCAACGUUGUCGAGCCUUCGCAACACGAGCUCAAGAAGAUUGAGACCGUGGUUGUGAAGAGCGUUUCGCCUUCUCCUUCGACCGAGGAUGAUCAUGAUUUACCAAAGCUAGAGCGGAUGCCUCAGACCGUUAGGACCAAUGGUCAGGUAAAUGGCUUCCGUACUCCAGAGACAAUCGAUUCGCUUGACUCAGAUGAUCCGGUGGUCAUAGUCGGCAUGGCCUGCCGACUUCCAGGAGGAGUCUCAUCGCCUCACGAUCUCUGGAAUCUGCUUAUUCAGCAGAAAUCAGGUCAAUGCAAAGUCCCCAAGGAGCGCUUUAACAUUGACGGUUAUUACCAUCCGGAAGGCGAUCGAGCAGGGGCCAUGAUUUCCAAAGGCGGAUACUUCAUUAACGAAGAUGUCCGACAGUUCGAGAACACAUUCUUUGGCAUCAACAAUCUCGAGGCAACCUACAUGGAUCCCCAACAGCGAAAGCUACUCGAGGUGGUCUAUGAGUGCUUCGAAAACUCAGGAACCUCGCUGGAAGAUGUUGCUGGAUCCAACGUUGGCGUCUACGUUGGCAAUUUCACCGUCGACUUUCAGACAAUGCAAACCCGGGACCCAGAAUACCUCCACCGAUAUAGCGCCACCGGUUCAGGUACCGCCAUCUUGGCGAACCGUCUGAGCUAUAUUUUCGACCUUCGAGGACCUAGUUUUGCACUUGACACAGCCUGCUCAUCCACCAUCUAUUGCCUGCACAAUGCCGUUGUCGCACUGCAGGGUGGCGAGUGCGAUGCGGCCAUAGUAGCAGGCGCGAAUCUCAUCACCGCUCCAGAGCAGCAUCUCGGAACGAUGAAGGGCGGGGUUAUAUCCCCCACAUCAACGUGCCACACAUUCGACGCCAGUGCUGACGGCUACGGAAGAGCCGAGGGUGUCAACGCUCUUUACGUGAAGAGAUUAUCGACUGCACUCAGAGACGGCGACCCUAUUCGGGCAGUGGUUCGUGGAACUGCGAUCAAUGCACAUCCGGAAUCACACAGCCCAGUAUCCUUGGUCAAGAAGAGGUCAUCCGGAAAGCAUAUAGGAAAGCCGGACUUGACCCGAAGGACACAGCCUACGUCGAAUGCCACGGAACUGGAACCGGGGUAG
Letharia columbiana is the source of this 1131-nucleotide messenger RNA. RefSeq lists its product as uncharacterized. Lineage: Eukaryota; Fungi; Ascomycota; Lecanoromycetes; Lecanorales; Parmeliaceae. The record is from RefSeq and is a predicted model, not a curated record. Gene Ontology annotation, molecular function: 3-oxoacyl-[acyl-carrier-protein] synthase activity; fatty acid synthase activity. The transcript has 4 exons. The coding region runs from base 1 to 1131 and encodes 376 amino acids. Gene Ontology annotation, biological process: fatty acid biosynthetic process; secondary metabolite biosynthetic process.